CAGAGACGGGUGAAAUUGGGAACUGAACACAAAGAUAUCGAGGAACCACGUGUGCGACGCCCUUUUCUUUCAUUUCCAUUUGCUUUUGUUUAUUUCUUUCAAUUCCCAACGUCCCGUCUAAUUUUCCCGCUUCACUGUAUCAUAUGAUUCAUAUCCGGCGCAAUGUCGCCCCUGAGAGAUACCAAUUCCAAUCCAUACGGGACACUAAACCACUCCGUUCCGGCUCCGAGUAACGAGUCCAGCAAUGACAUUCGGCCAGUUGAAGAGCGGCCUCUGCUAGGCAGGAAACCAGAGCCUCGGACCUGGUGGCGGCGCAACAUGUCGGCCCAAGUCCGCCGCGACUGGGCCGACACAGUGCUCUUAGCCUGCUACAUCAUCACCGGAUUAUUGGACAGCGCUUCCAUCUCAACCUGGGGGGCUUUCGUGUCGAUGCAGACAGGAAACACGGUCUACCUAGGCCUGGGUCCCACAGCCGGAACAAACAGAUGGAAGAAAUCCGGCCUCUCCAUCCUCUCCUUCUCCCUCGGCUCCUACCUCUUCAGCCGCCUCCACCGCGUCUUCCCCCCGACGCCGCGCACCCGAUGGGUCCUUUGCCUCUCCUUCGCCCUGCAAGCCGUGCUGACUGCCGCCGCCGCCGCCAUCGUUACCUGGGGCCCUUCCGACGACGCCGGCCCCGACGACGCGCCGUGGUACGUCCUGCUGCCGAUCGGUCUCGUGGCCCUGCAGAGCUGCGGCCAGGCCGUGGCGAGCCGCGCGCUCAAGUACAACGCCCUGACCAGCGUUGUGCUGACGAGUAUUUACUGCGACUUGUUCUCGGACGCGGACCUGUUCGCCGGGUUGAGGGCUAACGCGGAGCGGAACCGUCGGGCGGCGGCGCCGGUUUUGUUGCUCGUCGGGGCGCUGAUGGGGGGUGUUUUGGCUAGUAGCCCUCUGGGGACCGCGGGGGCGUUGUGGACCGCUGUGGGUUUGAAGUCUAUGAUUGUUGUUUCUUGGUUCUUUUGGCCCGAGGAGAUGUGAGAUGUGAGCGAUCCUGCUAGGCAAGACGUAUUCUAGCGUUUUACGAAGUAUAUGGUUCUAUUAUCCGCCAUCGAGACUAGAAGGCAGAUCAACAGGUACCUUGUUAGAUAGUGAAACGCAU
Molecule: messenger RNA, 1138 nt
Organism: Sodiomyces alkalinus F11
Lineage: Eukaryota; Fungi; Ascomycota; Sordariomycetes; Glomerellales; Plectosphaerellaceae
Exons: 2
Coding region: 319-1017 (232 amino acids)
Source: RefSeq, a predicted model, not a curated record